Messenger RNA from Arabis nemorensis, 294 nucleotides. Lineage: Eukaryota; Viridiplantae; Streptophyta; Magnoliopsida; Brassicales; Brassicaceae. The record is from the annotation of a GenBank genome assembly.
AUGAGACCUGUUCCAGAACUCAGGACAGGAGAUAUUGUAGAAAUCAAAUUGGAAGUUCCUGAGAACAGACGUAGGCUAUCUAUCCACAAAGGCAUAGUGAUGUCGAGACAAAAUGCAGGCAUACACACUACCAUUCGUAUUCGUAGAAUUAUUGCUGGUAUUGGUGUUGAAAUCGUGUUUCCCAUAUACUCUCCCAACAUCAAAGAGAUAAAAGUGGUGAGUCACAGAAAAGUGAGAAGAGCAAGGCUUUACUAUCUGAGGGACAAGCUUCCCCGUCUGUCCACUUUCAAGUAA